Messenger RNA from Trichoderma aggressivum f. europaeum, 1212 nucleotides. RefSeq lists its product as uncharacterized. The record is from RefSeq and is a predicted model, not a curated record. NCBI's taxonomy places the organism in Eukaryota, Fungi, Ascomycota, Sordariomycetes, Hypocreales, Hypocreaceae. The transcript is spliced from 5 exons. Bases 1 to 1212 code for a protein of 403 amino acids.
AUGCGCCAGAAAAUUAUGUACCAAAGUGGCCGAGCCCUGGAGUUCGUUCGGGAGCAGCUCUCACGGGGCGGCGGAGUCCAAUUUGCCGAGCCGCCGGCAAGAAUUGCCCCUCCGCGUCUUCUCGAUGCCGUGCUAGAACAACAAGAGACGUGGACACAGGCAGACAACCGCUCGACCAACUCCCUGGAAGGAAAAGGAUGCCACCCAACCUACCAGCUUCAUCCUACCUGUUCCUUCGCGAAGAAAAGGAGGCUUCAACAUCGCCAUUUUGGGGAUCUGACAACCACUUCGCUUGAUCUCGGUGGCAGAAACAAGGGGCUUGGAGUGGGAAGACGCCAAAAGUGGCUGACAGGGGCAGACGACAUGGGGGGACGGCAAUGCGAGAUGGGAAUUGGACAAUUGGACAGUGCCCCUGGGGCCAACCGGUCGGGUUUCUGGGCGCCAACGACUGACAAAAAGUCCCUACGCAGUCAAGCAGUCUGUCACAGCCGCAGCACAAGCCCGGCUGAUCUGUCCAUCCAUAGCUUUGGUUUGCAAAGCGUCCUUGACCGUCGCAUGUUGGUCUUCACACUACUGCCAGUUUACCUCAUCUCCGGGCCUCGCAAUGCCUUCAUCGGAGCCUAUCCCCUUGAGGCACAGAGCUUUCAGCCCACUCGCCCACACUCAGGCGAACCUGAUGCCGGGGACCCCACACGACCAAGCGGCACUCAAAGACAUUCUCGCUGGCGGCCAUUGGAGAGGCCUGAGUACCGGUACUCCAUAUCUACAGAAGAUUCAGUGGAGAAGCUAGCGUCCUCUGAAGCAGCAACACAAGGCGCGAACGAUGUCUUAGACAUGAUCGUCAGAGGACGACAGACGACUUGCUGCGACGCCGCGGAGCUGUCUCUGUGUCGCAGUGAGGCAGCGUCUACUCCGUACAAGUGGCAUGCAUGUGCGACCGCCAGCAUCGGUACUCGUAUUACCAGCGCUUCGGACGUGUGUACUCAAAGCAACAAAGCUAUCCCCAAACAACCAGCCGGAGCCAAAGAGUAUGGCGCCAAUCACGACCCCGAGUCCAUCGCCGCCUUGACGCCCGGUAGUGGUCCAUCUCCUUCCACGGCAAUGCUUAUUCUCUUCUCUCAGAGCGGAGCGUACAUCACCCUUGCCCAUCGCCAGGACCUUGACGUUUUGCCCAGGAAAGGGCCGGAACAGAUCAGUAGCAGCAUCAAGUAG